AUGCCACGCAGAAGAAGACCAGGGCGCGCCGAGGACAGAUACUGCACCUUCCCCUCCCUCCACGAAGACGUCACCGCCCUCCUCCAGGAAGAGGACCUACACUUUGGCUUCCACGACAGGGACGACCCGGCCGACAGCCUCAAGGAGUAUGACACCAACAUCAUGGGCCGCUUCGUCUGCCGCAACGGCGGCUGCCGCAGCAAGGGCUGGUCGAGCAAGAAGAUCGCCAUCACCAUCAGGAUGUACCCGGGCGCAGAGUACAACGCGCGCGUGUACAAGCAGCGCUGCCGCGACUGCGACUGUCUAGGGGACCUGCAGCUGGAGCACGGCGGGUCGUACGCGGACAGGGUCGCGUACCGCAUCAAGAAGUGGUGCGGUGUGCCUAUAGAGCCUCCGCCCUACAUGGAGGGCCAGGGCCAGGGACCGCAUCGGAGGCACCGGUGCGAGGGAUGCAGGGCUGGACGGUGCAGGGAGGGCAUGCUUGGUGGUGUGUAG
Messenger RNA from Diaporthe batatas, 495 nucleotides. RefSeq lists its product as uncharacterized. Bases 1 to 495 code for a protein of 164 amino acids. The record is from RefSeq and is a predicted model, not a curated record. The transcript has a single exon. Lineage: Eukaryota; Fungi; Ascomycota; Sordariomycetes; Diaporthales; Diaporthaceae.